GCGCGGCGCGGCCAUGGCAGCGGCGGGGCGAGCGCAGCCGAGCCCGGCACCCCCCGGGGGGUCUCCGGGGCCCGAGGAUCCCGCAGUGCCGGAGGAGCCGGAGUUGGUGCCGGUGCCGGGGUCCCCUGCGGCAGCAGCCGGCGGUGUCGGCGAGGAGGCGGCGGCGGCGAGGGGCAGGGACGUAGCCGCGGGCGAGGCGCCUCCCGCUGCGCCGGCUGAGGAGGAGAGCGAGGAGGAGCGGCGGGAGCGGGCGGCGCUGCUGGAGCAGCUGGGUGGGCUGGCGGACGAGCGGGAGCGGCUGCGGCAGGCCAGCACCCGCCUGCAGAUGCAGCUGGGCCGGCUCCUGCGGCGGCGGCGGGCGGAGACGGAGACGGCGGCGGACGGGCCCAUGGCCUACGGCCAGCGCCUCCUGCGGCUGCGGGAGCUGCGGGAGCUGCGGGAGCGGGAGGCCGCGGCCGGGCGGGAGCGGGUGGCGGCCCAGCGGCGCAGCGGCGAGGAGCGGCAGGCCCGGGCCCAAGCCGAGUGGGCCGCCUUCCAGGCCCGCAAGAAGGCGGUGGCCGUCUCCAGCCUGGGCCGGCGGCCGGGCGGCGGCGGGGAGGCGGCGGCGGCGGCGGUGGUGGACCGCAUCCAGGCCAGAGAAAGGGAAAAGGAGCAGCGAGUGCGUGAGGCUCGUGUGGAAAACAUCAAGCUGAAGCAUGAAAUCCAAAACCUUGAAACCAGCUUGAAAGCUCAGGGAGAGCGGGUCGAGGGCCAACAUCUUAUGGACUUGGAGCAUAUGAAGAAAGAGAAUCAGAAACACAGCGAAAAGAUUGACAUUCUCAGCAAUGAAGUUUUGAAGCUCAAAAAGAAGGUAUCGAAUGCGGUGCAUAUUCUCAGCCAGUUCAGGGAAAAACUACAGUUUGUGGAAGCUGAGAACCAAGGCAGAAAAGCUGAACUGAUGGACAUUGAGACCACCUUGGCACAGAAGAGAGACAUCCUGACCAGAACCAAACAGGCUAGAGACAGACUGCGGAGAAACAAUUUGAAGUUGCAGCAGAAUCAGGGGUUGCUUGGAAAUGAGAUAUUGCUUCGGGACUUUGAGGAAAAGGUGGAUACCAUAGAGCUGCUGAGUCAGCGGUUGGAAACACUGAAGUGUCACCAUGCUGGUCUGAUCCUCACUUGUAGGGGAAUUCAGGAAAAAAUCAAGGAAGCCAACUCCCCUUUCCUUCCUGAGGAUGACUGGAGAAAAGAAGGCAUGAGAAAGAAAUAAACAAAGGAGUUUUCCAUAAUUCUAACUUUUAACAUGCAGGGUUUUUUUUUCUUUUUGCCAAGUCCUGGGGAAUACGUGACACACAUGCUCCUGAAAAAACCUUUUCUAAGUGAUGUGUCAGUAUUAUGCAUUCAACAAAGAGAUUACAGCAGUUACUCAUUUUGAAUGAGACCAGAUGCAUUUGCCUAUCUUCAACAAACAAAAAAAGCCACAGACAGAAGCCUGUGCUUCUAGAAAACCAUGCUGGCAUUCAGUCCUUCAAGGCCUUGGCAAUGUUGAAGCAGAGCACUCACCCCAUACCCUAACUCAAAUCCUCAUCCUGCCACCCUCUGUAUGGAUUUUUUAAUUCCAUAUCAGCCUCAUCUGUACAAUAAAUGCGCGUGCUGUCUGGGUACGUGGUGAGGGGUUAUUUUCAUAGACGUGGCUGAGACAUGGAGAGAAGCUCAUUGUCAAUACUGGGCACAAGCUGCCUUCAGCCAAUGCACUACUGGAGCGCUAUCUUGCUUGCCCAUUCCAUGAACAUAAUUGGCUGCCAAGCUUGCCUUGGUGGUGCACAGGAAGAAAGAUAUAUUAACUAUUUUUAUAGUAUAAAUAUAAACUAGUUUUCAGUUAUAAGAUGCCUGUAUUUAAUUCCUUUGGCCUUUCAGAUAUUACAGUUUUAGGGGGUCCUCAGCCUCGUCCUCCUUAUUCACAGUGUGUGAAGAGGUCAGAGUAGUGUUAAUCCAUCACCGUUUCAGUCCCCUCUGCACUGCUCAACUACAGCAUAUCAGAAUUCCAGAAAAAAAGACUGAAAGGGAGGGAGCAACAAACAGUUACGCAUUUAUGACAGUACAGCUGACAGAGCUUUAGCUACUGGCAGCAGCUUCCCCUUUCAAAGCAAUGUGUUCUUUAAACUCCAACUCCCCCCUAGCAAACAGUGACUAUGAAGCUGAUCUGCAUCUUGCAGCUCUUGCUGCUGCUACUGUAGCAAUAUUUUUGAUUUAAGGCAUGAGAUGGAUGUCAAGAACAUAGAAACAUCAUCAUAGACCAGUAAAACACUGUAGCUCCGAUAUCCUGUGUUCUCAUUACUGAAGGAAUUGCAACCUUCAUGGCUCCUUACAGGCCAUCACUAGCUGCUGUGCCCCAUUACUGAGUCAGUUCUACCUAGCUGAUUGUUAGUUUCUACAUGUGAUGCCACUACUUUUCUUCUAUAGACCCAUUUCUCGUAGUUGGAGUUGGGUAUUAAAGGCCCAGAUUUAAGCUUUCAAUGGCUGUGAAUUUGGCAGAAAGGAAGGCACAUCCCAGUGAUAAAGAGUAGGAACAAAGUCUUUUAGGUUUCCACCCCAGGUGGGACUCAGAGCCUGUGGGACCUGUGUUGCUGAGACGCGUUUGAACUGCUGGUUCUAGUUCCAAAAUAAGGUGCGUGUGCAUUUAAACAAAGUCCGCAAGUCACUGAAUGUCAUCAUGUGGAGAGAAAAAGUAGAUAAACUACCAUAAUGACAUUUCUAGAAUGGCUCUACACCUUCUCCUUUUAAAUAAUCUCUGAACUAGGUUAUCUGAGUUGCCUGGAUAUUUAAAAGACAAAACAUAAUUAAAGUGGUUAUUACACUAUUGAAGACUUCAAUCUUGUUCUUUUGUCAUAGUGAAAUGAGAGAUUGAUAAUUUCUUAUUCUUACUGCAACCCUGCUGUAGCAAUUUGGUCAUAUUCUCCUGAGGUCCUUACAGUUCUGCAGAACUAUUGCAUAAACACAGUGGAGCAGUGCAGGCUCUUGUUCUGCAAACAACUGAAGUACUCUGUAUCAUCAGUAGCUCACACACUCUAUUCAUGAGGAGACAUUACACAGCUAAUAUUCAAAAGCUUUCCACAACAUACCAGUAGAUCUACCUCUGUCUGUUGUUGCUGGACACUAAAAGGAGACAAGUGUAACUGCCAACCCCUCAGAAUGAGAGAGACAAAAAUCAGUACCUUUCAUCUUAACCCUCCCUACCAAAUGUGAGCUCUGCUCUUGCUGACAGAGUAGUGAUCGGGCAAGGCAAGCAGCCUCUGGUGUUCCACAAAACCAUUUUCAUAAAUAAUUAAGGAUGAUCAGCAGUCAUGUCCCCAAGACAGGUUACUCUUUCCUGUUUUGACUUCUUACAAAUUCCUUCCAGGAAAAUUUUUACAAUUUUUGCUGCUUUUGGCUUAAGGCAUAUAAGCCUUCCUUUAAUUCCUUAAAACACUGUCAAGCAACUACCUGUAGACAGAUAAAGGAAGAGCAGCAGGGAAAAUACAUGCUUUUUGUUGCUGCAUGUUUGACGUCUGGAGGAGGCAAGAAAUGAGGGUGCAAAUGAGGUUGAUAUUACUUUCCCUGUACUGAAGCAAAUACUACAAGACACUGGCUUAAGCUUUGCACACUGUCUCCAGGACUUUUCGUAGCACUGACUUGUUGAGACAACCCACUGCUACCUCAGCCUUCCGAUGACAAAGAUUACAGACUUCUGUUCUCCUAUAAAUGUAGGAAGACAUUCCAUCAUGAAGCAGUAUCUAUCUUUCCUCAUCUCGUGCUGGCAUGCAGGCAAGCAUUUAACUUCUCUUCAAACCGACUGGAAUUCAUACUGGGAAAACAAGUAAGGAAAAGUAGCUCUAGUUUUGAACAGUUUUGGGCAACUCCUGCAGUACAUACAAUAUACAGCCCUGUUGGUAUCAAAUUGGUAUAGGCUUACAUAAAGCAGCUCUGAUUUUACAUUCUAAUCCAGCACAUGAAGCAGUGAGGUGCUUCAGUACAAGGAACUGAGAGACGUGUUUACUGGAGAAACUAGAACCAUGGCAGCCGUCUUUGAUGGCGUUCCCCACAGAGUCUCAUUGCACAGGUACUAUCUUCUCUCCCCUGCUUUUAUCUAUCUUUUAUUUGGUGCUUUAACUUCGUUUCAGUUAAGUAAGCAACGGGAAGCUUCUUCACUUUGAUCUCUCAAGUUAUGCCUAUGUAAGAAUUGAAAGAAUACUGCCUUAAGCACAAAAAUGCCCCAUGAUUAUGAUACCUGCAAUAAACCCAGAUUUCUUCUUUUAAAACAAAGAAAGGAUAAGGUAUUCAAGCAUUUCCGAGUUCUGCGCAUCUCGCAAAGAUGUAUUUACAUCUAUUUUUCAUAAUAAAUUUAUCAGAUCUCAGACCUAGUCCAGAGAAAGGCCUACAAAAUGGAUUAAACCAUGGGCACCGUAAGUAUCAAAUCUUAUAAAUGUUCCAUGUAAUGUAACAGGUACUUUAACAUGAGACCUCGGAAAGCAUCACCAAAAAUCCUCCACCUGCAAUGCUUAAAUAUCCUGAACUCCUGAUUCUGGACAGACAAAAACCGCUAAAGCAGCCUGUGGAAAAAAACAGACAGGUACUUGAAUUUUUCAUUUCUGAAUUACACUGACAAUAGGUGAUUAAGAU
Phalacrocorax carbo (great cormorant) is the source of this 4638-nucleotide messenger RNA. NCBI's taxonomy places the organism in Eukaryota, Metazoa, Chordata, Aves, Suliformes, Phalacrocoracidae. The record is from RefSeq and is a predicted model, not a curated record.